AUGAAGAGCACCUGGAGGCAAGGAUGGACAGCUGUUAACAACCAGCAUAACAUCCCGAUUGUUGAUGUCGCAGUUAUCAAGCAGAUCAACGACACAGACGUAGUAUACGAUACUUUUACUCGUGGAUCCGAACUCGACGUCUGGAUCAAGAAUUCCGACGGUAGCAAGUAUGUCGGCCAAGUCUGUCCAGGAUACAGUGUCUUUCAGGACUGGUUCGCCGAGAACACGCAGCAGUGCUGGAUCGAAAUGCUGACGAACUGGAGCAGCCUCAAGAUUGAGUUCCCCGGCAUCUGA
Molecule: messenger RNA, 294 nt
Organism: Phanerochaete carnosa HHB-10118-sp
Lineage: Eukaryota; Fungi; Basidiomycota; Agaricomycetes; Polyporales; Phanerochaetaceae
Product: glycoside hydrolase family 31 protein
Exons: 4
Coding region: 1-294 (97 amino acids)
Biological process (GO): carbohydrate metabolic process
Molecular function (GO): hydrolase activity, hydrolyzing O-glycosyl compounds
Source: RefSeq, a predicted model, not a curated record